Messenger RNA from Protomyces lactucae-debilis, 578 nucleotides. RefSeq lists its product as uncharacterized. Lineage: Eukaryota; Fungi; Ascomycota; Taphrinomycetes; Taphrinales; Protomycetaceae. The record is from RefSeq and is a predicted model, not a curated record. The transcript has a single exon. Bases 309 to 578 code for a protein of 89 amino acids.
CCAGCACAUGCAGCAGCAGCUGGCAGCAGCACUAGUUAUGUUGGACACUUUGCAGGAUUCGCUGCUGAUAAUGAUGGCACAUCUGCGUACCUUUGCAAGGAUGCAUGCUUCUUGCUCCUCAGACUUGCAACGGGUGGGACGAUGCAGGCCCGGCUCGCGUCUGCGAGUUCGCAACGCGCGAUGGUGCUCAGUUCCACGCUUGUGCACUGCCAUUGAGCAUCAAGGACAUGAUGAGCUGAUUCUUCUUGCCAGCAUCACGAACUCAACCGGGUUCAUGCAUUCUGCCAACGGUCACAACCAAAUGGCCCAUGCCGUCAGCGGCUACAGAACCGAGUUUGCGCACGGAUUGUGAGGUCUGUCUGUCUUUGCUUCGCAUACUGACGACUUGUCGGUCGGCAACACAGGUCGUAAAUCUAUAUCGCCGCGGUGCGAUCAUUCUGUUCCUCGUCAAGCUUCGCGCCGUGGUGCAGCAGUCUAUUGUCACGGAGUUCUCAAGCGAUACUUCAGACAAGCACUGGUGCUACAACAAGGUGCACAAUUCAAGGAGUCGGGAUUCAAGCAGCAGCAAGGGCAAUUAG